This is a messenger RNA of Didymella exigua CBS 183.55, 1516 nucleotides long. RefSeq lists its product as uncharacterized. Gene Ontology annotation, cellular component: inositol phosphoceramide synthase complex. Bases 200 to 1396 code for a protein of 398 amino acids. The record is from RefSeq and is a predicted model, not a curated record. Gene Ontology annotation, biological process: sphingolipid biosynthetic process; inositol phosphoceramide metabolic process. NCBI's taxonomy places the organism in Eukaryota, Fungi, Ascomycota, Dothideomycetes, Pleosporales, Didymellaceae. Gene Ontology annotation, molecular function: inositol phosphoceramide synthase activity. The transcript has 3 exons.
GAUCUUUGUACCAAAACCGGGCUGUGCAUAUCUGGACGUGUAUCCCAUGACCUCUGCGUAAUCGCCAUAUCCAAGGCAUCUCCCGCGCAACGCAGACUUCCUGCACUUUGGUCACGCGACACCUAUACAACAUCAUCUAUCCUUACUUACAGCUUCAAUUCGAAGCUACGAACUGGACGACCAUGGCCGACGAGCCAGAAUGGAGCAGCAAGCCUGCGUGGAAGCUCCCGGGCUGGGCCGAGCCUUUGGUAUGGUAGCCACGAUCCUCUUUGGUGCUAUGGCCCUUACGCGACGACGGAACUAUAGAAUAUUCGAUAGAUCGACAGAGAGCCAUGCAGGUGUUGGAUACCUCGACGGCGAUUCGCAGAGCUCGUCCGAUGCGCUGCUCUCAUAUUCCUCCGACGACGACAGCGACCUGACAGAUGUCAACACAACAAAGUACCCUCCCAAGGUGCGGAAAUGGUGCUGCACCAAGGUUGCCAUGCCCAACACAUCGCGCUUCAGAAACAACAUUCACAGCCGCAUCCUGCAGCGCUUUCCAUUCUUGAUCGAGAUGUUCUACUGGAUCAUCAAUUACGCCUUCUAUCGAAUGACUGCGGUUCUCUCGGCGAAACUGUUUGCAGGGAGGGGAAUUUGGGAUGUCUCACAAGAGCAUGGAAUUGCAGUACUGGAGGCUGAAGACCAUGGCAUACUGAGCUUCCUCUUUCCCAUCCGCGAGCAGAGCGUACAGCAGUGGUUCAUGCAUGGCCACCAGGAUGCGCUUACAGUGCUGAACAAGUGCUAUGCUCUCAUCCACAUUCCCGGUACUGUUGGCUUCAUCUGCUGGUACUACUAUGUUGCGCCUUCGUUCGAUACAUUCGCUAUUGCCCGCCGAACGAUGACCCUGACUAACUUCUGCGCGUUCAUUACCUUCGUCAUCUACCCCUGCAUGCCUCCUCGCCUGCUCCCCUCGAAGUACGGCUUCCUCGAUACCGUCCACCACGACGACGCUCAAAGUGUAUGGAUGAGCGGCAAAUAUGUCAACCAGCUCGCAGCAAUGCCCUCCAUGCAUUUUGGCUACUCCUUCUGCAUCGGCAUGACUAUGAUCUACCACUCUGGUCUCUUCCGCCGUACACUCGAGCGCGGCGAGGUGCGCAAGAACGCUUUCUGGAAGAUCUUCUACCUCCUUGUUGGUCUUGGAUACCCGACGUUCAUUCUGAUCACCAUUGUUGCGACUGCCAACCACUACUUCAUGGACGCCAUGGUCGCAACCUCGUUCGUCCUAUUUGCCUUCCUGUGUAACAAGGUAUUUUACGUCUUUAUUCCGCUCGAGGAUCUUCUGCUCUACGUUCUCCGAGUAGACAAGCCCACACCCACCACUGGCGAUCGCUUCCACGAGCGCGGCGGACGCUUGUAGAUGCACCAGUUUUCCUGCAGCCUGUAAAAAGCAUUUGACUAUACUUCGACAUCUACUCGUUUUACACACCUUUGGCUUAGCUUGGCGGCAUUGGACCGGCGUUGGUUAGAGCGAUUCUAU